Molecule: messenger RNA, 1863 nt
Organism: Kazachstania africana CBS 2517
Lineage: Eukaryota; Fungi; Ascomycota; Saccharomycetes; Saccharomycetales; Saccharomycetaceae
Gene: GCD2
Product: translation initiation factor eIF2B subunit delta
Exons: 1
Coding region: 1-1863 (620 amino acids)
Source: RefSeq, a predicted model, not a curated record
AUGAGCAGUACAGAAAAAUCAGAUACAAAUAUUGAACCACAAGAGAGCCCAAGCUCAACGACUCCUGGCUCUAUUGAUGAAAAGAAGCUUUCUAACAAGGAAUUAAAAGAGCUAAAGAAACAACAGAAGGCAGCAAAAAGAGCUGCUCAAAAACAAGCCAGUGGUAUAUCUAUUGAGCAGCAACAGGCUCAAGCGCAAGCUAAGAGGGAAAAAAAACAGCAACAGCGUGAACAACAGCAACGUGAACAGCAGAAGAAAGAGGCAAAGAAAAAUAAAUUAAAUGUAAAGCAAAAUACCAAGAAAUCUUCACUCUUUAGUCAUCUAGAAACUACUGAUGAAAGAAGGGCGUCAAUCUUAGCUCUUUCUAGUGCGGUCAAUUCUCCAAAGACUUCAAGAACAACUGCAGCUGGUUUAAUGGUACCAAUGAUCGCAAGUGCACUCUCUGGUUCGCAGGUUUAUACGACAUCUUCUUUUGCCAGUGCAUUAUCCAAGCAUCCAAGCACCACUGCCGCAGCAACAGCUAGUCAUCCAGGCUCUAUUUCUAGUACCAGUGAUAUUGCUAAGUCCUUAGCACAAGUAUCCUUGGAAUCCGACGACUUCUCAGUAUUACCUGGUGUAUCGUCAAUUAUUCCACAUGCUUUGCAGACCAGUUUUGAUACACCACAAUUGCUAUCUUCUGUAAAAGAAUUACUGAGUAAUAAAGACUCCAUUCAUCCAGCUAUUGCGCUUUUGACCUCAAAUAUUGCUAAUUACAAAAUUGUAGGUUCCAUUCCACGUUGUAUAGCAAUGUUGGAAGCUUUCCAAAUUGUCAUCAGAGAUUAUGAGACCCCAAAGGGAACUACACUAUCUCGUAACUUGACAAACUACUUAUCACAUCAAAUUGAUAUUUUAAAGAAGGCAAGACCCUUGAGUGUUACAAUGGGUAAUGCUAUUAGAUGGUUAAAACAGGAAAUUUCUCACAUUGAUCCAUCAACAUCAGAUGCUGUUGCCAAGGAAGAUUUAUGUGAACAAAUCGCACAAUUUGCCAGGGAAAAAAUUGAAUUGGCCGAUAAGUUAAUUAUAGAUAAUGCUUCCAUUCACAUCGAAGAUUCAACCACUAUUGUUACGUAUGGUUCAUCAAAGGUUUUAACUGAUUUGAUACUAUACAAUGCCAUUACAUGUAAGAAAAACAUCAAGGUUAUUGUUGUAGACUCAAGGCCACUAUUUGAAGGUAGAAAGACAGCAGAUUUCCUAAGAAAGAAAGGUGUCAAUGUUGUGUAUGCAUUAAUCACUAGUUUAGAUGCAAUAUUUAACAUGGAUGUCGACUAUCUAUUUUUAGGUGCUCAUUCCAUUUUAUCCAACGGAUUUUUAUAUUCUAGAGCGGGUACUGCUAUGUUAGCAAUGUCAGCGAAUAGAAGAAAUAUUCCUGUUUUGGUUUGUUGUGAAAGUUUGAAAUUCUCACAGAGAGUUCAAUUGGAUAGUGUUACAUUCAACGAAUUAGCUGAUCCAAAUGAUUUAGUUUCUAUUGAUCACAAAGACCCAAUGGAAAAACGUGGUAAUACUGGUGGUUUGUUGUUGCAACAAUUUGUCAAAGAACGUGAAGAUACUAGGAAGAAGCAGGAAAGCGAAAAUGCACUUAAAGGUAAGUCUGGUUCCAAUAAUAAAAAAGCUAUUUCAAAUGAUAGCAAACCAAAUAAUGAAGACAAAGACAAGGAAGAUACCAAUAUAUUAGAUAAAUGGCAAGACUGGCCAUCACUAAACAUUGUUAAUAUCCUCUACGAUUUAACACCGCCUGAAUAUAUUAAGAAAGUUAUUACAGAAUUCGGUGCAUUACCGCCAUCCUCUGUUCCAGUUAUCUUAAGAGAGUAUAAAGGUUCCGCAUAG